CUGCGAGCCGGGCGUGUGGCCCCGUGCGCCCCAGCUGCUUCCGGUGCGGCCGCCCGUGUCAGGGCAGCCAGUCCCCUGCCUCCGGGCUGCCGGUCUGUCGUCUUCUCGCCUCACGUUUGCCUUUAGGGGCGAACGACCCCCAGUCUCUCUCUGCAUCCUAGAAAUUGACCGUCGUUCCUAGUUGUUACUGCAAGUGUGGCUGCAGGCUUCAGCCCCGGCCGGGUCAGCCACAGCAGAAAUGUCAGAAAAGGAGAACAAUUUCCCCCCGCUGCCUCGGUUCAUCCCGCUGAAGCCCUGCUUCUACCAGAACUUCUCCGACGAGAUCCCCAUCGAGCACCAGGUCCUGGUGAAGAGGAUCUACCGGCUGUGGAUGUUUUACUGUGCCACACUUGGGGUCAACCUGGUCGCCUGCCUCGCCUGGUGGAUCGGCGGGGGCUCAGGAGCCAACUUCGGCCUGGCCUUUGUGUGGUUGCUGCUCUUCACGCCCUGCGGUUACGUAUGCUGGUUCCGGCCCGCCUACAAGGCCUUCCGGGCCGACAGCUCCUUUAACUUCAUGGCGUUUUUCUUCAUCUUCGGAGCGCAGUUUGUCCUGACCGUCAUCCAGGCCAUUGGCUUCUCAGGAUGGGGUGCAUGUGGUUGGUUGGCAGCGAUUGGGUUCUUCCAGACCAGCGUGGGGGCUGCCGUGGUCAUGCUGCUCCCGGCCAUCAUGUUCUCCCUGUCUGCUGCCAUGAUGGCCAUCGUGAUUAUGAAGGUGCACAGGAUCUACCGAGGGGGUGGCGGAAGCUUCCAGAAGGCACAGACGGAGUGGAACACAGGGGUUUGGCGGAACCCGCCAUCAAGAGAGGCACAAUACAACAACUUUUCAGGGAACAGCCUCCCCGAGUACCCCACUGUGCCCAGCUACCCGGCCAGUGGCAGCCACUGGCCCUAGAGGGCGCCAGCCAGCCCUGCCGCUGCCCACUGCCUCCCUCCACUGCCUUGUCCAGAGAGUCUGACUGUCUGUCCCCAUGGCCCUCCCAGGAGGGCCCCAGUUGGGGCCAGGGACCCUGUGUUCAUCUCACUCCCAGAGCAGAGCUCCUUGCGAGCACUGCCUGGCAGAACACCCUCUGGAUCCUGGAAACACGUCACCUUGACGCCCCCUCGAGGCAGCCACAGCCUUGUCUCUCCUGGUCACAGAGGCCCGACCUGCUGGAGCCCCCAGAGAAGGUGGAAGUGACCUGGCCUCGGCUCCAUCUCGCGCCCACUGCCCUGCACCCUGUUACCAGGGCAGCCACCAUGAUCCAGGAGGCGGCCUCACAGUGCCAGGCUUUCUGUCCCCUGUGGUGACAGAGGGGCCUGGUCUUUGAUAUUCUCGUCAUCUCCCAAGUCCCCAUCGCUCUGCGUCUUGACGGCCCUUGGCGACCAGCGCAUGGAUGGCCAGAGGCAGAUCCACCCCCUCAGCCUGGCGGAGUAUGUGCUGCCCCCCCAGGCUCUCCCUGCGCCUCUGCCUGAGGGUGUAAUUGUGGGGACACCCUCCCCUUUCUGGCCGGUGACCUUGGGCAAGACGCGCCUGUGCCCUAAAUCCAGGACCCAGUUGCUGUGGUGGAGGAGAGAGGCUCCCCCAGACCCAGCAACCCUAGAGGAAAACAGUUGCCAUCUCCAUGGAGCCCAUGGGGCCACAUAUCCCCAGCACAGGAGGGUGACACCAGAACCCAGAGCCUCCUGCUGAGACAUCGGAGCGGAAGAACCUUUUUCUCAGUCUGUGGGAAGUGGACACGGUUUCUCAGGAGACGAAGCCCAACUUCUUUUCCAAGGAGUUGAGAAGUGACACAUCUCUGUGCCUUAUCGAGGAAUUUCAGCAAACGUCACUAUUGUCUUUCAGUCCUUCUAACUCUCUACAAGGCAAUUUUGUCUGAGUUGAAAGAGCUAAAACGCAUCUCAAGCAUUUCCAUGGGACCUUUGAUAACAGGCCAAAAACAAGCCUUUGCUGAGUCUCCUUUCGUUGCUCACCAGCUAUGACCUGGGGCACCCUGGGCCACUGCCCUCCAACCCCCGACAUCCCCCGCAGGACAGGGGCCUCCCAGCACCCGCCAUGUGCCCCACACUCAUUUGCUUUGGCUGCUUGUGCCAAACACCCUUGGUGCCCAAAGGUGGCCACGGAGCCCGGGUUAGGGGGAAGGCAGCGGGAUAGGAAACCCGCCAGCCGAGGAUCCGUGCCUUGGGUCGCCUGUGUCCUCAUGUGACACCUUCAGCUGACCCCCAAGAGGCACCUGCUCGGCUGGCCAGGAGGCCACAUGUCAACCUACCCUGGGCUACUGGUGGCAGGUGCAGACGUCUUAGGGUACCUGGCAGUCCCCACCCGCCCCGCUGCGCUUUGGCCCUCAUAGCAAUGUGGGGGUUUUUGUUACAUGAACAUACUUGGAAAUAAAUAUUUCUGCAUCAGAUGGAGUACAGG
Messenger RNA from Microcebus murinus (gray mouse lemur), 2434 nucleotides. RefSeq names its product secretory carrier membrane protein 4 (gene SCAMP4). The record is from RefSeq and is a predicted model, not a curated record. Gene Ontology annotation, cellular component: trans-Golgi network membrane; recycling endosome membrane. Lineage: Eukaryota; Metazoa; Chordata; Mammalia; Primates; Cheirogaleidae. Gene Ontology annotation, biological process: protein transport.